This is a messenger RNA of Pocillopora damicornis (cauliflower coral), 1204 nucleotides long. RefSeq names its product acyl-coenzyme A thioesterase THEM4-like. The record is from RefSeq and is a predicted model, not a curated record. Lineage: Eukaryota; Metazoa; Cnidaria; Anthozoa; Scleractinia; Pocilloporidae.
UCCUCAGGAUGUCGACUCUAUAGCACUGUAAAUCAAGGGUGUUCACAGGAUUUAUUAACAACUGAAAAAGUAGAGAAGAGCAGUCAAAUGGCAGACAUGGAGCCAUCCAAUUAUUCUACUCCCAAUGAAACUUGGACUGUGGAAUCUCUUGACUUGUAUAAAAGACUUAAAAGUGAUUUAAUAGAACAAGGAAAUGGCGACUGGCUUGAACACAAGAGCACCAUAUAUUAUGGUGAAAGAAGGCUUUUCACUAAAGCAUUAGUCAAUGAAUAUCCAGGGAAAUUCUUUGAGUAUGUAUUUUUCUUCAGCAAAAAUGAAAAGAAGGUGAAAGGAGUGAUUCAGUUUGGAUCAUAUACCCAGGGACCUCCAGGAUGUGUACAUGGUGGUGCAAGUGCUACCAUGAUGGAUUCUGCCAUUGGUGUUUGUGUGAACAAGUCAUUUCCUGGUUGUGUGACAGCUUCUUUGACCAUGAAUUACAAAAGUCUUCUUCCCCUUGGUGCGACUGCUUUUGUUGAAUCUUGGGUUGACAAAGUGGAAGGAAGAAAGGUUUAUGCUUUGGCAGAAUUAAGAUCUCCAGAUGGCAAAGUGUUAUAUAGUUCUUCCAAUGCAUUGUUUAUUCAGCUGCAACCUCAGGGUGAAGAUGCUGACAAAUGGAAAAAUGCAUUUGGUGACAAAAAAUGACAGGUUAAAGAUCUGCAUCGUCUUUGUUGAGGAUGUGCAAGUUUCUUGGCUAAAUUGCCAUCUUCAUAGAGUAGAUCUGGUGGAAACCUGAUUGGAAUCAACUGACUGUGUACUACAGUCGGGUAGUUCUGUUGUUUUUGGUUGAUUUUCUAAUAAGAUUGUAUUUCUUUUUUUAUUUCAAAACUCCUCAAAUAUACGAGAUGUCUUCUAUCUCAGCGUAUAUGAUAUGAAUCACAGAUAGUGACAUUUAAAGAAACAAUCUUGAUCAGUUAAAGCCAACCCAUUAUUUUAAAAUGCUUUCCAAACGUAUGGAUGAAAAGAAUAAUGUGUAUCUUUUUCAUUAUGUUAAUUAUUGGUUCAAAAACAGUCGAUUGUAAUCCUAUCCUCUCUAGUUGUGCAUGGUGGAUUUAGUGGUAGCAAGAUAUUUACAAUUUUACAACCUAACCUUAGUCUUAACGAUACUAUAUUGUGCGUAUAAACUACAACGAAAAAUAGUGAAUUAGAGAUUCAUUACGAACGCGAA